AUGUCUGACCCAUCGCUCUAUACCAUUGGCUGGAUCUGCGCUAUCGUUCCCGAAUUUGUCGCCGCCAGGCUCUUUCUCGACGAGGUCCACGAAGAGCCUAGGUCGCUGUCUAAAAAUGACAACAACUCGUACAAACUCGGCCGCAUGGGCAAGCACAAUGUCGCGAUCGCGGUUCUUCCCCACGGCGAAUACGGCGAAAGCUCGGCGGCAGUUGUUGCUCGGGAUAUGGUCCGCACAUUUGAGAACAUAAGGGUAGGGCUAAUGGUCGGGAUCGGCGGCGGGGCUCCAAGUCUAGAGAAUGACAUCCGCUUGGGCGAUAUCGUUGUCAGUUCUCCGACGGGUGGCUAUGGCGGUGUACUACAGUACGACUUUGGCAAAUCCGUUGAGGGUGGAAAAUUCGAAAUGACGGGAUUCCUAAAUCAACCGCCAAUUGCUCUCAGGACUGCUCUCAACGCCCUCAUUGCCGAUUUCGAAAUUGAAGGCAACUGGCUUGGAAGCGAUAUCCAAAAGGCUCUCAAAAGCGAAAAUCUCAAACAGAAGUACGGCCGACCAAGUUCCGAGUCCGAUAGACUUUUCCGUAGCAACAUCUCUUACGACGCAAACAAGGCCACAGCUGAUUAUGGCGCUGACGACUUCGUGGACCGCCCGGAACGAUCUCCAGAAUCGGUUCCCGUCGUCCAUCACGGGCUGAUAGCGUCGGCGAACCAGGUGAUGAAAGAUGCAAAUAAGAGGGAUAUAUUGGCAAAGGACAAAAACGUGCUCUGUUUUGAGAUGGAGGCUGCUGGGUUGAUGAACCAUUUUCCCUGUUUGGUAAUUAGAGGUAUCUGCGAUUACUCAGACUCACAUAAAAACAAGCAAUGGCAAGGCUACGCUGCCAUGGCGGCAGCUGCCUUUGCAAAAGCUUUGGUCUGUCGUAUUCCGCGUCAGAGCCUGGAGAAUGAGCAGUCUAUAGCAGAGGGACUUUCUAUCCUGAAAUCAGUCGGAGAAGAUGUCGUCGCCAUCAGAGAUUCAAUCGAUUACGACACCCUCGAGAAAUUGCGCGCGGCUAAAGGCGCCGAAUUCGACAGCUAUCAGAAUCAACACGAGGCAAGAUGCCAUCCAAAUACCAGAGUUAAUGUCUUGCGCGAAAUUGAGCACUGGGCUCAUGAACUCAGAGGGCAGCGGAUCUACUGGCUUAGUGGAAUGGCUGGAACUGGGAAGUCAGUCAUAGCUCGAACAGUCGCUCAUAGCCUGAAUGAGGCAAACCUCCUUGGCGCCACGUUCUUUUUCAAAAGAGGAGAAAGGGACCGCAGCAGUGCAUCUUUGGUUUUCAGCACACUAGCCAAACAACUAGUACGGCGCCGACCUGAGUUGAGCCCUUUCAUAAUAGAGGCAAUCAGACAAACAGACAAUCUCUCCUCCAAAAGCUUGGAAGAGCAGUUCGCCAAGCUCAUCCUUGGCCCACUCAAAAAGUCAGGUUCAAAGUCAGGGAGUUUUCAGAACUUGGUCCUGAUUGUUGAAGCCUUGGAUGAGUGUUCCGAUGAGAAAGACGUUGAAGCUCUGCUAAAUUUACUCUCCAAGGCUGCAAACUCCGACGUUUGUGCCUUAAAGCUUUUCGUUACCAGCAGGCCAGAGAUAGCAAUGCGCGACGCAUUCGAUUCCAUCAAUGGUACAUCAUAUUUGCAGCAUCGACUGCAGGAUACACCGCAUGCGAUUAUCUCUCGGGACAUUGCUUUAUAUCUCCAACAUCAGUUGUCAGAGAUCAGAGCCUGGUGGAACAAAAGAUACAACAAAAUUCCUUCCGAGCAACUGCAAAUGGAUUGGCCAGGGGACGAAAAGAUAAAAGCGCUUGUUGAGAUUGCGAUACCCCUGUUUCUGUUUGCAGCAAUUGCUUGUCGCUUCAUCAGAGACGACCUCUUUGGCAGUCCAGAGGAGCAGCUUCUGAAGCUUAUUCAGGUGGCCAAAGAGGGCGGUGUUCACGAUAAACUCGGAGAGACAUAUCGACCGGUGUUGAGACAAUUCCAGAGCAAACGGAACAAACAAGAACAAAAAUCACUUAUGCAACGGUUCAGAAAAGUCAUUGGUACAAUCAUCCUUCUUGAACAACCGUUGGCAAUCAGCUCCAUUGCCGGCUUGCUAGGGUUGAAGAUUUCAGAGAUCAGUGGCAUACUGAGUCCUCUCAAGUCAGUUCUUGACAUCCCUGAAGAACAAGAGCUGGAGGUGAAGCUCUUCCACCUGUCGUUCCGCGACUUUUUGCUCAGUCCAGUGGCCGGAGACUUUUCUAUCAAUUUCAAGGAAACCCACUGGCAAAUGGCACUUGCUUGCCUGGAUCUCCUCUCGAUAUCUUUGCGUUACAACAUGGCCAACCUCAAACCGGCUGAUCAACGAUCUACGAUAGCAAAUGGCGUAUUGGAGAAACAGCUGCCACCGCAUGUACGAUAUGCUUGCCUUCAUUGGUUUCAUCAUCUAGAACUAGCAGGCAAACCUCUGCAGGACGACGACGCUAUCCACAGAUUUCUUCAAGGCAAAUUCCUCCACUGGCUUGAGGCUCUCAGCAUUCUUGGGGAAGCCGAUUGCGGCACGCGAACACCAGAGAAACUGCUCCCUCUGGUUGAGGUAAGCUAUGCUACAUCCCUCCGGUCGCCGCUUGUCGGCAACGACCCAACGUGCCACUCUAACAAGGAGCAGCCCGAUAGCAGACUCUUUGAAAUUUUAGAGGACGCGGACAGUUUUGUUUCCAAACACGUUUCUGUGCUUGUCGAAUUUCCUCUGCAAAUUUAUUGGUCGGCAUUGGUCUUUUCCCCCACUAGCAGUGCCGUUCGCAACGCUUUCGUCGGUAGUAUCCCAUCAUGCAUUAAGUUCCAAUCCCCUCACAAGUCUGGAUGGGUUCCUCUGGUUCAGAAUGCCGGUCUUGUCAGAAACGAACAAUUCUUCCACGUUGCCAUUUCUCCAGACUCAAGGCUCGUUGCAUUCAGUCAAUCAGGUGAUUCCAUCCUGAUGUGGUCGGUAUCUACGGGCGCCUGUUUGACCGAGAUACCUUGCGGCUCGGACCUGUCUGCUGGGAACGGCGGCCCAAUCGCUUUUUUCAAUGACUCCAAACGGAUUGCAUCGGAACUUCGGGGCAAGAUAUCUAUCUACCUCGCCGAGACUGGCGAGCGUCUCCACGACCUCCGGGUGGACAUAUGGUCCCCCGUGGUACAAAUUGACGUUUCACGCGAUUCAGAGAUGAUUGCAGUCUCUUAUGCCAAUUGUACUGCUGAAAUAUGUACAAUUGCGACGGGACGCAGGCGGGAGCUGUCAAAGGAAGGCUUUCCCAAUCGCAAUGAUCAUGUAAACAAUUCAUCCAUGCCACAAGGACGAUCACUCAUCUGCUUCUCACCGGACUCCCAGUUUGUGGCUACUUCAUCCUGCCAAGAGAUUGAUGUCUGGGAUGUGUCGACAGGUAGUUGUCUACGCACAUUCAACACAAAUGCGUUCGUUUUGUGCCCUCUCUCCUUCGUACCAAAUACGAAUCUUUUGUUAGUUCAGGAGGCUGAGGGAGAAAUCCGAACCUUGGACAUCACUACUGGUCACUGGACUUUUCGGGCGUCGGGAAGAGGGGCUACUCACGGUGACAUAUCCGUGUCCUACGACGCGAGAUUCCUCGCAUAUGAGAGUCCUACGAACAGCAACUCCGUUUCAAUCUCCUCGUUUGAUACCGGCGAACUUUACCAUACGCUAAAUUUCCCUGGAACCCCAGGUGUAGAGUCAACCGGUUCUAGGUUUUCCAAAUCAGCAAUUUUCUCGCCCGAUGGAAAGUUUCUCGUCACAAUGAGGAGGGAUGAGGCAGCCAUCUGGUCAAUGUCAAUGAUCCAGCGGUCAAAAAAGCUCAAGGACGAAACAACUCAAUCGGCCCAGCCUGAAUUCAUGCCGACAAGAUGUUGUUUCAUACAUUGGGACUCUUCUGAAAACUCUCCACAACUAGUCUCGAUGCAUGAGAGCGACGAAGUUAACCUCUGGUCAUCUUACACUGGUGACCUCCUCCAGACAUUGAAAGAUGAGCGUGCCAGGUUCGACAAUGGAACUGCCAUGUUAGCACCCGACUCGAAACAUAUCUUCUUACCUCAUGGACUUUCUAUCCAGACCACUCGAGAAAAAAGAAUUAUUCGAGUGCUCGAAAUUUCGCAAUCAGCCGGUUACGAUCCUGUCCUAGGGAGAGGUUCUGUGAUCUUUUCUGCGGACUCUGGGUCCUUUGCUUUUGGCUCUUUUCAUGACUUUAGCCUCUGGACACUGGAGGAAGGAUUGCAAUUCAGAGACCCUGCUUGCAUCGGCACCCUUAUUACGGUGGCACCUGACUGGAAAUCGGCGGCUUAUAUAGUCGAGGCACCAUCCUUACCCGGCGAGGAGGACAUGUGGGACGAGGCAAACCACAAGAUCAGGUUCUUGAGCAUUGAAACGGGCAAGCACUUCGAUCUGCCCGAAGAAGUGGACAGCUUCAGCGCCCUGGCAAUUUCACCAGACUCGAAAUGGAUAGCCUCGGUACCAGGCCGUAGCGAAGAGCUCACUCUCUGGUCAACAAGCAAGUGCUCCCGCCAAGCCCUCCUCCGUCACGAAACUCGCAUAACUGCCAUUGCUUUCUCAUCGCAGUCGGACCUGCUAGCAUCGGCGGACAAAGCUCAAGAAGUACGGAUUUGGUCGAUGCUUUCGGGGCAAUGUGCACAAGUUCUCAAGGUCGGACGCAGCCUCCUCAGCAUGUCCUUCUCCCCAGAUGAUGCGCAUCUCAGGACUGCAUUCGGGGAAAUUCUUAUCAGCAAGUCUACCGAUGAGAUUCCAGAAUUGAAUGCUACAUCGGAUGAUGAGGACUCUGAAAACACGUCUGUCGUAGUUCAAAAGCCACGCUGGCAUGGUUAUGGAAUCGACGUCAGCGGUAAGUGGAUUACUUGGAACGGUGCUAAUAUCAUAUCAUUACCGCUGGAUGUCAACCCUUCGUCCAAUAUGGAUUCACCCCGCUGGUUUGACGACGAUAAGCGAUAUCGAGUGGCUGCUGGCGAGUUUCUUGUCGCGUGGGUCAGUCCCGCUGGCGAGCUCUAUACCAUAGGCUUCUCCAGAGAUGUUCAGCCUUUUGACCAAGUCUGA
Molecule: messenger RNA, 5094 nt
Organism: Colletotrichum orchidophilum
Lineage: Eukaryota; Fungi; Ascomycota; Sordariomycetes; Glomerellales; Glomerellaceae
Product: pfs domain-containing protein
Exons: 2
Coding region: 1-5094 (1697 amino acids)
Biological process (GO): nucleoside metabolic process
Molecular function (GO): catalytic activity; protein binding
Source: RefSeq, a predicted model, not a curated record